AUGAGCCACGAGACUGUUCUUGUAUGGAUGCUAUCGAUGAACCGCGAGUAUGGGACGGAGGAAUACCAAACUGCGUACAAUUUGGUGAAGCUGUGUUUCCCAUCGGAAAGAGUGAAAUGCGAGCCCAACAAUCCGGAUUCAUUUCGCAUGCUCAUGACCCAACUCCUGCCUGUGCUCAUGAUGCGUCAUCGCCGCGUGCCCCGAGCGAAGUGGGUUGAUCAAGUGACGCCCAACGGGAAACAUUGGAUAGAUCUCGUGGAAGAUCCGAACAGACCUGGCCGCCCGAAGCCGCCCUCCAUAGGUUACCAACUCACCUUCCACAACUCGCUGUGCGGGAUGGCUGUCACCCAGGGCCCAGCCUCGGCCGUCGUGAACAUAGGACUUGGGAUCAAGCAACUCAAGGUGGAGCCAAAGGGGACCUCGGUACAAGUCUAUUUCGAAUCGUUAUCUCACAAGCUAACGGCCCUUGAGAUCAGCACCAUCGUUGGGAAUCCGGACGAGGUCGUGCUCAAGCGUCUGUGCAUGCUUCUCGCGCUGAAGGAGGCGUACAUCAAGGCCAUCGGCCAACCCAUGGGCUUCGACUUCUCCCGACUAGAGUUCGACAUACCCAACCGCCGCGUCUCCGGAGAUGGUAACCCCCUGCUCGGUUGGGAAUUCCGAAUCUUCGUGGCCAAGCUCGGUGUCGCACGUGGGACACAGCUUAAGCAGGAGGAGUACGAGUGCGUGUGUGCCUUCUACCGGGGCACGCCUGAGACGACAUUCCUCUUCCACGAAACGCCACAGCUACUCGAGAACUGGGUUCAGUUCAUCAACAUCGACCAGCUGAUGGCAGUGUCGAACAAAUUGGCUGCCUAA
Molecule: messenger RNA, 855 nt
Organism: Cyclocybe aegerita
Lineage: Eukaryota; Fungi; Basidiomycota; Agaricomycetes; Agaricales; Hemipholiotaceae
Source: the annotation of a GenBank genome assembly